Molecule: messenger RNA, 3469 nt
Organism: Scomber japonicus (chub mackerel)
Lineage: Eukaryota; Metazoa; Chordata; Actinopteri; Scombriformes; Scombridae
Product: protein LSM14 homolog A-like
Exons: 10
Coding region: 190-1521 (443 amino acids)
Biological process (GO): P-body assembly; cytoplasmic stress granule assembly
Cellular component (GO): P-body
Molecular function (GO): mRNA binding
Source: RefSeq, a predicted model, not a curated record
GCGGGCGGAGCAGCAGCGUGAAGCGGCCCUGUGUGGUGUUAUUAGAGAGCAGCUCAGACACGGCGCAGAUUACUGAUCCAUGUAAUACACUCUUAAAACUACAACUCUGGAAAAAUAACACACCUGAUUUCUUGUUUGAUAGAAAAAAACACAUCUUGCUGAAUUAUUCUUAAAACCAAGAGAACAAACAUGAGCGGAGGAGGAACACCGUACAUUGGCAGCAAAAUUAGCCUCAUCUCCAAGGCCGAGAUACGCUACGAAGGAAUUUUGUACACCAUUGACACUGAAAAUUCGACAGUAGCUCUUGCUAAAGUUCGCUCUUUUGGCACUGAAGAUCGGCCCACCGACCGGCCUAUUCCACCUCGGGAGGAAGUGUUUGAGUAUAUCAUCUUUAGAGGGAGUGAUAUAAAAGACCUGACAGUUUGUGAGCCACCCAAAGCCACUAGCUCCCUGCCUCAGGACCCUGCAAUAGUUCAAUCAUCAAUUGGAUCCAGCAAUGCUGCUUCAGCAUCAUCAUUCCAGUCUGCUGGAUCCUAUGCUCCUUUCAGCAGGGCCCCUGUUCCACCAUACAGCCAGUUUGGUGUUGCACCACUUGCAGCUCAGCAGUUUGGAUCUGCUGCAGUAGCUGGACACAGUACUCCUCAGCUGGACUCUUUAACAAAAAGUUCCACUCCUGCAUCAGCUGCCCCGGCUCCACCUGCACCUGUAGGACAGAGGAGCCAGGUAGCCGCAGCGGCAGCUCAGAGACCAACCAGCACCUCCACUGGCACUGGCAGCCAGAAGCCUCCUCCAGACCUCCUGGAGCAAAGAAAAGCUCCUGAGAUUCAGAAAGUGUCACAGCCAGAUCAUGAACAUGGUGCUGUUGAAAACCGUGACCCAAACAAGCAUCAGGCUGCUGGUGCUCAGUUUAUCCGCCGUGGCCGUGGAAGAGGAAACCGCAGCAGAGGCAGAGUGAAUGUGCGCCGGGAUGGCACCAUGAAGUUUGAAGAAGACUUUGACUUUGAGACUGCCAAUGCCCAGUUCCACAAAGAUGAGAUUGACAAAGAGCUUCAGACCAAGCUCAAACUGAAAGAUGACAAGACUGAAAAGGCUGUGAAUGGUGAAGAAACAACUGACUCAGAACAUCCAGUUACUGAGGGGACCACUGAGGAGGAAGAGGCUGUCAUAAACACGUGUUACUAUGACAAGACCAAGUCCUUCUUUGAUAAUCUGUCCUGCAAUGACUCGAACAAUGCGGGUGAAAGAGGAUUUUCAAGGGAUCGGAGGUCAAACUGGGCAGAGGAGAGACGAAUGAAUUCUGAGACAUUUGGCAUCCCUCUGAGGCACAACCGAGGAAGAGGCGGUUUCCGUGGUCGAGGCUUCAUGGGGCCUCGUGGAGGCAGAGGACGGUCAUCUAGCAGAGGCUCCUUUGGACCACCUCGUGGUGCCCCGCCUGGUUUCAGAGGCGGAUUCAGAGGUGGCAGAGGAGGCCGUGAAUUCUCUGAUUUUGAAUACGUGAAGGACAACAAGGUGGCUGCAUAGUACUGCAGCAACGGGUCCACCAACAUUUGAAGCCCCUCAUCAUGAAAAUACUCCAGUUCCAGAAAACUUGUUUGGCCUCGACAUUUGACAGUAAGAAUGAAGACGUGCUCUCAGUCAGCAGCAGCAGGGUUGACUGCUCGACAUCAGGGAGUGCAACUCCCUCUCUCCACUUUGAGAAUGAUGAUUUUUGUUUUGAUUUUUGCCCCAGAUGUUUUGUUUGAUAAACAACCACCAGAUGGACAAGAACUCAUGUAAAUACCUUGCUUUGGAGUAAUUCUGUAUUUUUGCAUCAAUCAAGUUAAUUUCUUACUGAAGUUGUCUUUGAUAUUGAAAGCUGUAUGCAGAGAGCUCACUGAUACUGUGAGUAGAACACAGUUCAUGUGAUCAAUAGCUUUAUUUUUUAUUUGAUUUCAUCUUUUUGAUAUUAUGAUGUAUAGGCACCAAAAUUCACUGCAUUGCCUGUUGCACCGUACGUUCUCCCUGCGCAGACUUACUCAGUUAGUUUGCAAUGUGUUCAGUAGUUUUACAGGGAAAUUUGUUCUGUUAUCAUCCGUUAUUUCUCAGUGUAGUAGAGAUCAAAACCAGCUGAAAGAAAUGUCAUUUGAACUGAAAAUUAUAAUGAAUGUAUGUCUAAAUCAUUUUCUACGUUGCGCCCCACCAAAUUGUGACUUGCCAGACACUCGUUCCUAAUCUUCACAAGUGUAAAAUCAGUGUUCAUAAUUUUCAUAUUUUCUCCCUCCUCUUAAAUGUUGCCCAGUAGAUGAAUUGUGUUUUCUUAACUUAAUUCAAGUUCUCAGCAGGAUUUAUGUGUUUUACAGCAUUAGCUUUAGGAUUAUGUGUUGACUGUAGAUUUUUAUGUAGGUAGCCAAACAAAGAGCAAUCCCAUGAUUAGUUUCUGUGACAGAGGAACAUUCAUUAAUAAUACGGUCCAUAGAACUUGGAAGAAAAGCAUCGAAUUUAUUUAGUCAAUAUCAGCAUUGAGAAUUAGCUCAAACGUGGGUUGGAUUUGGAUUUUUAAAAAGGUCCCCUGUUGUGGUUAUUUAGCGAAAAUGAAUAUCCGGGCAUUUAGUAGAGCUAAAAUAAUUGACAGCCAAUGAGCACAUAUGUUUACAUCAUUUUAGUACCUCUACCUUUCUAGGUCAAAAACAUACUGAGCCGUCUAUUAAAAUACUCUUUUCUUUCUUUUUGUAUCAUCGCCCUUUGAAUUGUCGUACAGUUGUCCUAUAUGGGGGGAAAUCCCAUUGUCUACAUUCAGCGGUUUCCACUGAAACUAAGAAUAUUCCCAUGUUGUAAGGAUUAUGUACUGAAAAAGGACUAAAUGAUGUCUGAAGCAUAUGUUCAGUAGUAGCAUUUCUGAUCAGCCGUCUGACCUGUGUGUAGCUCCUCUUCUUGCAUUGUUGUCAAUGUUAAUGUUCUCCAGAGGGAAUUUCUUUUUUAAACCAAUUAGAGUGAACAAAGGGACAAGAACUGGAUGUGGUGUCAUUGUGUUCAGGGGGAGAUGGAUUUUUUUUAUUUUAUUUUUUCCGUUUUGGUUCUGAUUUGUUGGGACUUGAGGGAGUGCCUUCAGUGUGGGGAAUAUUUUACAGCUCUCCCUUUAACUUAAAGGUUACCUUUUGACAAAAGUAUUGAUAGCACUACAAGGUGAAACUAGAUCCUUCUCAGUAGCUGUGGUUGUCUAGAACAAGCAGCCCAGUUGUAAAUGUGCUGUUUAACUGGAUAUUGCACAGAUCGCUGAUCACUGCAUGAUAGCCGUAGGAACCAUCACUUUAUAUGGGCUUUCGCAAUAACCAGUGAGAUUGAAAUUGCAACUUUAGAGUAUUACUGAAUUAUUAAAAACUGACCUGUUUUCAUAUGUUUGUUACUCCUUCCAGUCACUGGAAAUUGUAAACUGGGACUUGUUUUCUUGAGAAUAAGCAAAAUUGAGUUUUUACAUGAGAUAAACAGUUGU